AUGGCAUCUCAAAACAUCGCUUCUCUGGUACGAGAAUUAACUGAAAUUGGCAUUCCAUUCAAAACGCCAGCGGACCCCGAUUGGGCUGCAUAUUCGUCAACAUACAACCUUCGCCUUCCAGUCACCCCUGCCGCUGUUGUUGUUCCAACCACAGUCCUACAGGUCAGCUCCGCGGUCAAAUGUGCCGGUAAACAUGGAUUUAAAGUGCAAGCUCGAUCGGGCGGACACUCGUAUGCCUCCUACAGCAAUGGAGGAGUGGAUGGCGCUGUAGUGAUUGACCUCAGGGACAAUAAUUUCCGAACUAUCUCAGCCACGGAAGAUCCCAACUGUGUUAUAGUUGGUGGCGGCACGCAACUGGGCAAGUUGGCUCAUUACAUUGACAGAUAUACGGGCUGGAGACGAGCCCUUCCUCACGGUACUUGCCUCGGUGUUGGCGUUGGUGGGCAUUUCACACACGGAGGGUAUGGAUUAUUUUCUCGUGCCUGGGGCCUUGCUAUGGACCGUGUCGCAAAGAUAGAGGUAGUAUGUGGAAAUGGCGCCCUGGUCCUUGUUGACAAAGACCACUAUCCAGAUCUAUUCUAUGCGAUGCGAGGUGCCGCUGAUUCAUUUGGCAUCGCGGUAGCAUUUCACCUAUACACAGUACCCGCGCCCAAAUCCGUUAUACUCUGGAACUUUACGGUUAGUGAUGCAACAAAGAGCGUCGCAAGUGCUGUCAUGGCCAUUCAACACAUCCAGGCCUUCGUUCACAAUAGCUCUGCCGUCAAUCGGAAAUUAGGACUCUGUGUAACUCUGGCAUCAAACCAUCUCUCACUACAGGGAACAUACUUAGGACAUCGCGAGGACUUUAUGAAAACGAUCAUGCCAGGAUUGCUUGAGGGCAGUCCCGAGUUCUCAAGUAUCCUUGUUCAACAGGUGGAUUGGGCGACAGCUCUCAAGCAGCUAAAUCAUGGUCACGACGUAAAUGCCCCAACAGACCACCCGGUCCACUCCAAUUUCUUUGCCAAGAGUGUUACUAUCCCCGAGCCGGGAUUCACCGUCGAGCAGCUGACAGACUUCUUCAAAUAUCUCUUCAACGAAGGCUCGCGCGCGCCUGUCUCGUAUUUUAUCUUGCUCGGUCUAUACGGAGGUACUGACAGCCAGAUCAGCAUCAGGGACCACAAUUUCUCCGCGUUCGCGCACCGCGACGCUCUAUGGGUCGCCCAGCUGUAUGGGUACGUUGACAACGACAAAGUAUUCCCACAGGAAGGUUUGGGCUUCAUCAACGGGCUGGCAAACGCUAUGACAGCGCGCCUUCCGCAUUACGGCGCAUACUCCGGCUACACCGACCCGAGUCUUUCGAGAGGGGAGGCGAACGAUCUGUACUACGGGCGAGAGAUACACCAGACACUGAAGAAGUUGAAAAUGAGGCUGGAUCCAGAUAACGUCUUUGCGAAUCCCCAGUCAAUUGAUGGACACGCGUGA
This is a messenger RNA of Daldinia caldariorum, 1461 nucleotides long. RefSeq names its product putative glucooligosaccharide oxidase. NCBI's taxonomy places the organism in Eukaryota, Fungi, Ascomycota, Sordariomycetes, Xylariales, Hypoxylaceae. The transcript is spliced from 2 exons. Gene Ontology annotation, molecular function: oxidoreductase activity; FAD binding. Bases 1 to 1461 code for a protein of 486 amino acids. The record is from RefSeq and is a predicted model, not a curated record.